This is a messenger RNA of Sinocyclocheilus grahami, 1362 nucleotides long. It is a transcript of the gene hccsa.1, whose product is annotated as holocytochrome c synthase a. Gene Ontology annotation, biological process: cytochrome c-heme linkage. Gene Ontology annotation, cellular component: mitochondrion. Gene Ontology annotation, molecular function: holocytochrome-c synthase activity. The coding region runs from base 76 to 909 and encodes 277 amino acids. The record is from RefSeq and is a predicted model, not a curated record. NCBI's taxonomy places the organism in Eukaryota, Metazoa, Chordata, Actinopteri, Cypriniformes, Cyprinidae. The transcript has 7 exons.
ACGUGAUGCAAUCAUCCAGGAGCAUUGUGGGAUAUGAGGCAUGUUUCUAGUGAACGACAUUGACAGUAGAGGUGGAUGCUGAUGGGAGACACUAUGUCCAGUCCUACAGUGAAGGCAGAGGGCAUCAUGGUGCCAGACUUUGGCAGCGCACCACCACAGGCCUGUCCGAUGCAUAGAGAUGCUAAUAAAAGUGCCCCUCCACCAGAAUGUCCAAUGCAUCAGGCAUCUGCAAGCGAUAAGCUAAAGAAUGUGCCAGAUGUACCAGCACAUCAGGACAGGGCUUAUGAAUUUGUAGAGUGUCCUAUGAGAGCUGCCAAUGGGGCUAAACCCACAAUGUCUGACAUCAAUCCAGCAAACAUGAUGCCACCACCUAACCAGCAACCUUCAUCUGGUCAACCAUUUCCCCUUUCUGUUGUAAGAGAGGAAUCUACGAUCCCUCGUGGUGGAUCUGAGCAGAAGUGGGUUUAUCCCUCAGAGCAGAUGUUCUGGAAUGCCAUGCUGAGGAAGGGAUGGCGCUGGAACAAUGGUGACAUCAACCAGAAAGAUAUGAGAAACGUCAUUAGGAUUCACAACCAGAAUAAUGAGCAAGCCUGGCAGGAAAUCCUGAGAUGGGAGAAGCUGCAUUCGAAAGAAUGCCCAUGUGGACCUUCUCUUUUAAGGUUUGGUGGAAAAGCAAAAGACUUUUCACCCAGAGCCAGAUUUCGCCACUGGAUGGGGCAUGAGCUACCAUUUGACAGGCAUGACUGGAUUAUUGACCGGUGUGGAAAAGAGGUCAGAUAUGUGAUAGACUACUAUGAUGGAGGCCAGGUGCCCAAGCACACUAUCCUUGAUGUGCGUCCAGCCUUUGAUUCCUUAGAAGCUGUUUGGGACCGUAUGAAAGUGGCCUGGUGGCGCUGGACCUCCACAUAAAUUUUCUUUUGUGAUCUUUAGGAACUGAUAUUUAAAUAGCUUAGUCUGCGGAAGCUUUUUUGACAUGAUGUUCUUUAUUUAAAUCCAGAAUGACCUUAUAUCAUUGUAUUCCUGUCGUGAAUUUGGUAUGUGCAUAUUUUCAAGACAAUGAUAAUUGCAAAAGCUGCUAUAGUGGCACUGUGUGCUGUUGUAGGCAUACAGUGUCAUACAAUUAAAAAAGUAGUAGCAAAACAUAUUUUAGUAGUGUUAUGAAGGCACUCUGAAGUGUGAAAAUAAAAUGUAAAGUCUGACUUUAGAAACUAAUGUUGACGGAUACAUUUUGCUUUCUUGUUUUAUUUUAAAAUAUUUACAAUGUUAACCAUCCAAAAUAACAGAAUCCAAUAAAUGUAAAUAGGCGGAUACAUAUUUUAGUUUUUCCAUUUACUGCUGCUUUCUUGCUUAUCAAUUAUAUUU